Medioppia subpectinata is the source of this 976-nucleotide messenger RNA. Lineage: Eukaryota; Metazoa; Arthropoda; Arachnida; Sarcoptiformes; Oppiidae. The record is from the annotation of a GenBank genome assembly.
UGGUCACCCAUACGAAGAGCAUCUGUACGCCGACAUCGAUUCGGUCAUGUCUUCGCUCAUGUAUUUGUACGACAUUCAGCCCGAAGACGUCAUACUGUUCGGUGAGUCCAUCGGUUCCGUUCCGACCAUCGAUUUGGCGACGAGACUACCGGUUAGGGCAGUCAUUCUGGACGGACCUAUCGUUUCGGGUUUGCGGACAAUACUACCCGUCACACGACUGCUGGCCUUCGAUCCCUUCCCGAACCUCUUGAAAGUGGAGAACAUUGAAUGCAAAGUACUAUUGUUUCACGGAAUCGAUGAUAAAUUGGUGAACAUUGAGGACGCGUUACUACUGUUAAACCGAUGCCCGCGUCGAGUGGACCCGUUUUUAGCGGUUGGCUGCGGCCAUAACCACGUUAAAUAUCAUCCCCAAUAUUACAAGAGAAUCCGCAAGUUUUUAUAUGAAGAAUUGGAUAUUUACUUGUGUUGUCCGCCGAUUGAUGUAAUCCCACGACUUGUCUCGACCUUAGCUUUCAGUCCUCCCGAAGAGUCUUCCUAUGACUUUAAAUUUGACAUAAUUUCAAAUAAAUUUCAAUUAUGUCCGCGAAAUACAGACUACAAUUCAAUGGACUCUUUGGAUUCAAUGGACUCGUAUUCACCGGACAACCGAAAGCAUAUAACGCCUGAAACGGACGUAUUCUUUGCCGAAAGUCGAAAAGGAAACCGAAUCGCGUGUGUCUUCUGGCGCUUCAGUCGUAACACAAAACAGACAAUACUUUACAGUCACUGCAAUUCAAUCGAUUUGGGAUCAACUGUUGAAUAUCUACGCCAUUUAAGUCGUAAAACCAAAUCAAAUAUUAUUACUUACGACUAUUCAGGCUAUGGUCUCAGCGAUGGUAAGCCCAGCGAAGAGCGUCUGUACGCCGACAUCGACGCCGCCCUCUCGACGGUCAUGUAUUUGUAUGACAUUCAGCCCAAAGACAUUGUGCUCUUUGGC